Alnus glutinosa is the source of this 944-nucleotide messenger RNA. RefSeq names its product probable glutathione S-transferase parC. Gene Ontology annotation, biological process: glutathione metabolic process. The transcript is spliced from 2 exons. The record is from RefSeq and is a predicted model, not a curated record. Gene Ontology annotation, cellular component: cytoplasm. Gene Ontology annotation, molecular function: glutathione transferase activity. NCBI's taxonomy places the organism in Eukaryota, Viridiplantae, Streptophyta, Magnoliopsida, Fagales, Betulaceae. The coding region runs from base 119 to 769 and encodes 216 amino acids.
GUAAAAGCCCAGCACAACCCGUUUUCUCAAACUGAGCAAGCUAGAAUUCCGACGACUGUCCCACCUCCCAAUUUUCUUUGCUCCCCAAUUUGGUUCAAUCUUUUUCAGGUGCUUGACAAUGGCCGACGAAGUGGUUCUUCUGGAUUACUGGGCCAGCGUGUUUGGGAUGAGGGUCAGGAUCGCCCUCGCUGAGAAGGGGAUCAAGUACGAGUACAAGGAGCAGGGCCUGAGGUACAAGAGCGACCUGCUUCUCAAGAUGAACCCGGUUCACAAGAAGGUCCCGGUUCUCAUCCACAACGGGAAACCGGUCUGUGAGUCCCUCAUCAUCGUUCAGUACAUAGACGAGGUCUGGAACGACAAGUCUCCGUUGCUUCCCUCUGAUCCUUACCAGAGAGCUCACGCCAGGUUCUGGGCUGAUUUUAUUGAUCAGAAGAUACAGGGUGUUGGAAGGAAGGUAUUGGCCACAAAAGGAGAAGAGCUGGAGGCAGCAAAGAAUGAUUUCUUGGAAAUAUUCAAGACAUUGGAGGGAGAGCUUGGGGAUAAGCCUUACUUUGGGGGUGAGACAUUUGGGUUUGUCGACAUUGCUCUCGUCACUUUCUACAGCCGGUUCUAUGUGUAUGAGACUUUUGGUAGAUUGAGCAUGGAGGUGGAGUGCCCCAAGAUUGUUGCAUGGGCUAAGAGAUGCAUGCAGAGGGAGAGUGUCGCCAAGUCUCUUCCUGACCAGAAGAAAGUUUGUGAGUUUGUCGUGCAGUUGCUUGGAUUAGGGUAAGCUCAGCCGGCCAGAAAUAGAAGUGCAUGUUUUUUUCGUUGUGUCCACUAAAUGUUUUAUGAAAUGGUACCAUAGGAAUAAGGACAUGAUUAUGUUGUGUCUGCUAAAUGUUUGAUGAAAUUGAAAUUGUCUUUCUACAUACGAGAGGAAUGAUAUAUCUUUUUUUCUUUCUUAA